This is a messenger RNA of Camelus dromedarius (Arabian camel), 4361 nucleotides long. RefSeq names its product SH3 domain and tetratricopeptide repeats 1 (gene SH3TC1). Lineage: Eukaryota; Metazoa; Chordata; Mammalia; Artiodactyla; Camelidae. Gene Ontology annotation, molecular function: protein binding. The transcript has 18 exons. The coding region runs from base 264 to 4244 and encodes 1326 amino acids. The record is from RefSeq and is a predicted model, not a curated record.
GGAGAGCAGGCCUCUUCCAGUGAGAGACACAGAGCCCCCUGCGCCCCUCUGGCCACUGGGGUUGUUUAUGAGGAGCAGAAGGACCUCCUGGGAACCCGAGGCUAAAAGCACAGCGCAGCUGAGCCCUGGGGGGAACAGAACUGGACAGCCUUCUCUCGGGAGAUGUGUUGCCUCUGGGGACGUCAUUCCUGAGUUCUCACUAGGGGGGACGUGAGAGGCCAGCCUGGCAUGCAGAGUCCUUGGCAUUGAGGCCACCACCAGUCAUGAAGGGCCUGGCGGAGGUGGCCUCUGAGGAGCCAGCCCCGACGGGGAGAGGGCCGGCAGGACCCUCAGGAGGCAGCGGCGGCAGUGAGGUCCAGAGAGUGCCUGGGAGCGCAUCGGUCGUCUGGGAGCGAGCAGGGCCCGAGGAGGCCAAGGCCACCGUCAGAGAGGAUGCUGCCCCUUCCCCGGGCGCCUCUCAGCCGGCUGCUGCGCCCCCUCCUGGCCAGAUGGGAUCACACCCCACAGACCUGACCUUGCAGCUGCGGGCCGUGCGCAGGAAGAGCGGGCAGCCUGACCCCGGCCUGCAGCAGGUCCUGCGGGGCCGGCUCCGCCUGCUGGAGAACGACAGCUGGGAGAUGGCCCGUGCUCUUGGGGAGCUGUCGGCCAGGCUGCUGUCCAUCCACAGUGACCAGGAUCGGAUUGUGGUGACAUUUAAGACUUUUGAAGAAAUCUGGAAGUUUUCUACCUACCAUGCUCUUGGCUUCACGCACCACUGCCUGGAAAACCUGCUCAUGGACCAGGACUUCUGGCUGCUUGCACCCCACGAGGACGAGGAGACGGCAAUUCAGGUCCACGUGGAUGAGGAGGCCUUGAAGCUGACACAUGAGAGCCUCCUGGUCCAGGAAGGGCCUUUCUUUGUCCUGUGUCCUGACCACCACGUGAGAGUGAUAACGGGUCCCCAGCCACUCAGGCGGGCUUCGGGGAGUCCCCAGGCAGAGGUGGCCCUGACAGUGGGCUCCUCAGCCCCCAGCCCCAGCACAGCCUCGAAGGUGGGGGCGGCAGCCGCCCCUGCAGAGCCUUUGGAACCGUUCCAUCAGUGGGCUCUUAGGGUCCCCUGGGACCCCAUCAGCGACUCCAUGGGUGGACCUGUGACACCGGACAGCCAGCAGAUGGCUGUGGGCCUGGCCUCGGCAGUGGCAGACUACCAGGGCUCGGGGCCCGAAGAGAUGACUUUCCAAAGUGGCGACCACAUAGAGAUCCUGGGCGCCCAAGUGCCCGGCCUGCCCUGGUGCAUGGGCCGGCACGUGGCCUCUGGCCAGGUCGGGUUUGUGCGGACGAGUCUCAUCCAUGUGCAGGGCCCAGUGUCUGAUUUGGAAAGUGUGAUUUUUCUCAAUGAAGAAGAAAGGUCUUUCUUCAGCAGCGAAGGAUGCUUUUCUGAAAAGGAUGCCAGGCAGCUGCUGCUGAGGACUUCUGGCGCUGACACCUGCGCUGCGUACAGCUUGGACAUGUUAGAAGAGGCUGAGCCUCAGCAGCAGAAAAUACAUGAAAUGCCUCCGCCUGGCUUGAGCCUGGAGCCACGUGAGACCCUGCAGAAGGUGAAGAAUGUUCUCGAACAGUGCAAGUCCUGCCAGGGCCACCCCGAGGCGCCAGCGUCCCCGGACUUCCACAGGGUGUCCAGUGGUACGAGCCCGCCGGACACAGAGCAGCCCUUCCACCUGGACGGCGGGGCCGACGGGGCCGACCCGGAGGCGCUGGGCUCGCUGCUGCUGCUCUUGGACGCGCCCGGGUCCGAGGCCGUCUUCCGCAGCCUGUACAGCCUCUCCCUGCCGGCGCUCAGCAGCCUGCUCUGCGGUUCCACCGACGAGGAGGAGCUGGCCCGGCGCCUGGCCCGGGCCCGGGGGGCGGCCAAGAAGGCCGGCCUGCCCAUGGCCCUCGCCAGGCUCUGCUUCGUCCUGGGGCGGCUGUGCGUGCGGAGGCUGAAGCUGUCCCAGGCCCGGGUGUACUUCGAGGAGGCCGUGGGGGCGCUGGGGGGCCGCUUCGGCGACCUCUUCCUGGCAGUGGCCGUGUACACCAACCUGGCCUCCGUCCACCUGCGGCAGAAGAACCCGGAGAAGGGUGCACAGGUGCUGCCGAAGGCCUUGGCCCUGCUUCUGGGGACGCCCGGCCACGUCUGCAGCACCGAGGCUGAGUCGGGGCUCCUGAGGCUCGCCCUGCGGAGGGCCGUCGGCGGCCGGAGCCCCCAGGCCGAGGCCCGGGCCUGCUUCCUGCUGGCCAAGCACCACGCCCGCCUCAAGCAGCUGGAGGAGGCCCUGCCUUUCCUGGAGAGGCUGCUGCUUUUGCACAGGGCCUCGGGGUCCCCGGGCGCCGCGUGGCCCAUGGACUGCUACCUGCUCCUGGCCGACAUCUACAGUCGCAAGUGCCUGCCGCACCUGGCGCAGAGCUGCGUCAAGGUGGCCUCGCGGCGCACGCGGGGCUCACCAGGCAGCGCCCUCCGGAGCGUGGCCCUGGUCCUGCAGAACUGCCCCUGGCUCCACCGCCUCCCCUCCCAGAUCGCCCAUUACCUCAGGCAGGCGCUGGCCUCCCCGGACACCCGGCCGGCGCUGCGUGGCCUGCUCUGCGCCAGCCUGGCCCAGCUGCACAGCCAGCACGGACAGCAUGGAAGGGCCAUCGCCUUCAUGACUCAGGCCGCGGAAGCCGACGCCCAUACUGGCGGCCACUGGGUCGUGGACCACCUGGUGGCUGUGGCCUGGUUGCAUGUGCUUCACGGGCAAAGCCUGGUGGCCCUGGACAUCCUGGAGUCCGUCCUGGACGCGGCGGUGGCCACCCUGGACCAGGAGGGCGUGAUCGCCAACAUGGCAGGCAUUGCCCUGAAGAGGACGCGCAGGACCCGGCAGGCGGCCGAGGGCUACUACCGCGCCCUGCAGGUGGCCAGGCGCCUGGGCCGGCUGCGGAACCAGGCGGUGGUCCUGGCCAACUUUGGGGCCCUCUGCCUGCAGGCCGGCGCCGACGGGCUGGCCCAGCACUACCUCCGGGAGGCUGUGAAGUUCUUCUCGCGGCUGCCCAGCGGGGAGUGCGGCCGGGACUUCACCCAGGUUCUCCUGCAGCUGGGGCUCCUCUGCACCCGCAGGGCGCUCACCCACCAGGGCAAGUGCUACUACGAGUGGGCCUUUCUGGUCGCCGUGGAGACAGACCACCUGGAGAGCCAGCUGCGUGCCGUCCAGAGGCUCUGUCACUUUUACAGCGCCGUCAUGCCCAGCGAGGCCCGGUGCGUCGUCUACCACGAGUUCCAGCUCUCGCUGGCCCGCAAGGUGGCUGACAAAGUGCUGGAGGGGCACCUGCUGGAGACCAUCGGCCAGCUCUACCUGUCCCUGGGCACCGAGCGGGCCUACAAAUCCGCGCUGGACUACACCAAGCGCAGUCUGGGGAUUUUCAUCGACCUGCAGAAGAAGGACAAGGAAGCACAUGCCUGGCUGCAGGCAGGGAAGAUCUACUACAUCCUGCAGCAGAACGAGCUGGUGGACCUGUACAUCCAGGUGGCACAGAACGCAGCGCUGUGCACGGGGGACCCCCACCUGGGGCUGCAGCUCUUUGAGGCGGCUGGAGACAUCUUCUUCAACGGGACCUGGGAGCGGGAGAAAGCUGUGACCUUCUAUCGGGACCGGGCGCUGCCCCUGGCCGUGACCACCGGGAGCCGGAAGGCAGAGCUGCGGCUCUGCAACAAGCUGGCAGCCCUGCUUGGGGAGAUGAAGACCCCGCAGGAGGGCCUGGAGUUCGCCCACACGGCCCUGGCGCUCAGCAUCACCCUGGGGGACCGACUGAACGAGCAAGUGGCCUACCACCGGCUGGCGGCCCUGCACCACAGGCUGGGCCAGAGUGAGCUGGCCGAGCACUUCUACCUCAAGGCGCUCUCGCUCUGCCGCUCGCCCCUGGAGUUCGAUGAGGAGACGCUGUACUACGUGAAAGUGUACCUCGUGCUCGGGGACAUCAUCUUCUACGACCUCAAGGACCCGAUGGACGCGGCCGGGUACUACCAGCUGGCGCUGGCGGCGGCUGUGGACCUGGGCAACAAGAAAGCGCAGAUGAAGAUCUAUACGCGCCUCGCUGCUGUCUACCACAACUUCCUCCUGGACCGCGAGAAGUCCCUCUUCUUCUACCAGAAGGCGCGGACCUUCGCCACUGAGCUCAACAUCCGCCGGGGCCACCUGGCCCCCGUGCGGUGCUGCAGGCGGGCACCCUGGCUGGUCCUCGACCCCCAUUCCUGAGCCCCAUCCUCGCAGACAUGGCCUCGGUCUGUCCCGGUGUCUCGGGUGGCUCAUUCUGGGAAACAGAGGCACGACGCUCGGGGCCAAAUAGAAAUAAAUGGUUUUUGCAGAAAUGUC